Messenger RNA from Polypterus senegalus (gray bichir), 2187 nucleotides. RefSeq names its product serine peptidase inhibitor, Kunitz type 1 a (gene spint1a). Gene Ontology annotation, molecular function: protein binding; serine-type endopeptidase inhibitor activity. The transcript has 11 exons. The record is from RefSeq and is a predicted model, not a curated record. The coding region runs from base 277 to 1794 and encodes 505 amino acids. NCBI's taxonomy places the organism in Eukaryota, Metazoa, Chordata, Cladistia, Polypteriformes, Polypteridae.
CAUUCCACUUCCUGGGCUCUGCAGGUAAGAGGCACACCUGCGAGGCGGACAGAAGAAAGAAAGGAAACGAAAAGGCCAGGGUUCCGUGAUCUCAACAAGAGGCACCACCCAACGUCUGAGUUUCGGCUGAAUCCAAGAGAUAAGCCGUGAGUGAGUAGAAGACCGAAGGAGGGGGGUAGGAGAUCGAAAAGUUUGAGGUGAAACAGAAGAUCCGCGAGGGAGCUCAUUCGAGGCUGUCCAGAGCUGAGACGGAGGGAGUGCUCUUGGAACAACAGAAUGUUUCCCGAAAAGCUCCCGGUGUUCCUGCUGCCUAUUUUUUGUACGCUCGCCUUCGCGGCGGACGGAGAAAGUUUCGGGGAGACCUGCCUGGGAAAGUUCACCACUGGGACGCCCGGUUUCGUUCUGGACACUGACGACUCGGUGCAGAGGGGUGCGACAUUUCUGGCGUCGCCCAACGUCACCCGGUGGACUGAGUGCUUGCGCGCCUGCUGUCUCGACUCGCACUGUAAUCUAGCGAUGGUGGAGGGACCUCACGAGGAGCUCACCCACGACUGCUUCCUUUUCGAUUGUAUUUACAAACAGAGUUUUGUGUGCAAGUUCAUCAAGAAGGACGGCUUCGCCAACUACAUCUUGACGACGGUGUCGAACACGUACCUUUCGAAGCCACCUAAUCCUGAAGAUGCAGAUAAACCUCCCAUUGCCAAACCUGGUCCAACAAGGGUCAUUCAACCAAAUGAAACAUUGACACUGACUGGCAUAGAAAGUGGAGAUGACCAUGAGAUUGCCAGCUACCAGUGGAGCCUGGUCCAUGGAGAUCCAUCAGUGGUACUAAAGAAAACAGACAAAGCUGAUGAAGUGCUUGUAUCAAACCUUAAGCCAGGUGUCUACAUAUUGCAGCUAACCGUGACCGACUCAAGCGGACAGAUGGGCUCUGCAAACGUUUCUAUCUAUGUUCUCACUGCUGAGCAGUCAACAAGUCACUGUUUGGCUCCAAGGAAGACCGGUCCAUGUCGUGGAUCUUUUAGGCGCUGGUAUUACAAUGUGGAAACUCAGCAAUGUCAACCCUUCAAUUUUGGGGGGUGCAGAGAGAACAAGAACAAUUAUUUGAAAGAGGAGGACUGUAAAAAUGCAUGUGAUGGAGUCACUGCUGCUUCACUUGUUAAGCCUCCUUCUGGACGUGGAUCUUUUUCACAUGGCAAUUGCAAGACCGAAUGUACUGGCAGUCAUUACAAAUGUGCUAAUGGCUGUUGCAUAGACAAAUACCUCGAGUGUGACGGCGAGAAGAACUGUGAUGAUGGAUCUGACGAGGCUUCAUGUGCUUCAAUACGAGAUAAAUUUGGACGAUUGCUGGAUGUACAGGUGGAAAAGGACAAAGUUCUCUGCACAGAUCCUCCAUUGACUGGCCCCUGUCGUGCACACUUCAAACGAUGGUGGUAUGACCCCUACAACCGAGACUGUCAUCCAUUCACUUUUGGUGGCUGUGAUGGAAAUGAGAACAACUUUCUGGAUGCUGAUACUUGCAGAAGAGCAUGUCAUGGAGUUACUGAGAAAGAUGUUUUUUCAAGAGGACUAUUUGAACGUCAGGAAGGCGAUCACUCCAAGUCAGGUAUCAUUGCGGUUGCUAUACUGCUUGCUGUUGCUAUAGCAAUUGUUCUUGCUAUUCUGGGUUACUUUUUGUUGAAGUCGAGAAAGGAGCAGCCCCGACAUCAGGCUGUGUCAUCCAAUGGCUCCACACUUUCUACAACAGAAGACACUGUAAGGCUCGUCUACAACACCACAACCAAACCCAUCUGAGAUCUUUGCCAGGAAUUCAUCAUAACUGUGAUCUCCACAUCUCUCUGUUCUAAACUGGAUUACUGCAGUUCAUUUGUGUGUUCCUGUAUAUAGGCCUAUUGCCCUGUUUCAUGUUUGUUUUUAUUAUUUUUUUCAGUUGAAUGUAAAGAAUAAAAUUCGAAUAGAUUUUUUUUUUUCCUUUUACAUUUUUUUAUUUAUUUGGGAAGAUUGAGCUUUAAAAAGGGAAAAGAGAGUCCUUGUUCUAAUUUACAACUUGGUGCAUUUAUCAGACACCCUGAAUCCAGUAAUAUUUUUUUUUUUUUUACAUGCCUUGGGUUGUGAUGCUGAAAACUUGAUAUCUUGGCAUGUAAAAUCUCAUUGAAUCAAAAUUUAGUUAUUAAAAAAAAAAAAAAA